This is a messenger RNA of Morchella sextelata, 477 nucleotides long. RefSeq lists its product as uncharacterized. Bases 1 to 477 code for a protein of 158 amino acids. The record is from RefSeq and is a predicted model, not a curated record. The transcript is spliced from 7 exons. Lineage: Eukaryota; Fungi; Ascomycota; Pezizomycetes; Pezizales; Morchellaceae.
AUGGCUAUAGUUCGUAAAUUCUCGAAGCUCCCGUUAAUUGCAGUGUUCAUAGGCAGAACCCUCUUGAGAACCGAUGGGAGUGAGGCAACUGCUAUCUGCACUGGUUCUCCCAAGAUUACAGCUUCCUCUAGGAAACCCUAUAUCUCAAAAAGGUUGAACAUGCUACCCGAUAGCUUCCGAACCACCUUCUCACUCUGCUCUCUUUCAAGCGAUCCAAGCAGGCCCACUGACAGCGCCUAUUUAUUAACAAACAGGAUAAACAGUGCACCGCCUGGCGUCCGGACUUCUCUCCUUGACUCUGGUCUGCAGGUGGUCGAAGUAUACACGAAUUAUCGUGGGCUGUAUGAUGGGGGCAUUCUUUCGUCCAGCUCUCCGCCUCUGGGCUAUUUCGUACUUUCUAGAGGUCAAAGGGAGUCUUACCUCGCCAUGAAAUCGGGGUUAGGAGGCUCACAAGUCUGCCUACCCAUGGAUCUCUGA